GUGUGAGAGAGAGAGUGUCUGCGCGUCAGGUGAUCCUCCGGCCAGCGGGGAGUGUGGAUGUGCGCACUAGCCUGACGGGAGAAAAUGCAAAAUGGCACGCUGGGAAUGUGACGGGAUUGUGGGCUCCCCGUCUGCUGCUGCCCCGGCUCCCGGGAUCCCUGGCUGGAGGAUGGAGCGCUAGUCUGCCUCAGUCAUCAUCCCUGUGGUAUUGUGUCAGUGCUGGGUAUCUGCAUCUGUCACUGCUGGGAGAGGGGUGCCGCUGCUCUAUUCCUUAUACGGCCUCUUUGGAUCCAUUGGAUUUUUCCCCUGCGCCUACAGGGAUUUUCCUUGGGCCGAGCCUCGGCUGCACUGAAGGAGCACUAGCUAGUGAUUUGGGGGAGCGGCACGUGUAGGUGAGCCAGAGCCAUGGGGCUGUGUUACAGUCUACGGCCGCGGCUCUUUGGUGAUCCCAGUGGCUCCAUCUCUAACGCUGCCACCACCACCUCGGACAGCGAACAACCCCCGGAAUUGUCGGUGCCGCUCCGAGCCGGGGACCUGAGACACGGGGACCUACACCGGCCGGGGGCUUCACAGACAGGGGACGUACCGGGACAGCCCCGCAGAGUGGAGCAGUGCAAGCCCGGCCGGGGAGGGGACAGCGCGGAUGGACUCGUGCUCUUACUGCAGAAUGGGGGAGGCAGUGGGGAGAGCAAACAGCAGCACAAGGCCAGCAAAGCGCCGCACCCCCAGCUUCAGCAGCACCCACCGCACCCCCAGCAGCACCCUCCUCCUCCUCCUCUGCACAAGGGAUGGGACAAGCUCCGGCUGGAGGAGAAGGAGGCAGAGAAAGAGGCCAAAAAAGUCAGCAAGACCAUAGACAGGGUGCUGAAGGAGCAGAAGAGGGAAUACAAGCAGACGCACAGGCUGCUCCUACUAGGUGCCGGAGAAUCGGGAAAAAGCACGAUUGUGAAACAGAUGCGGAUUCUUCACGUUAAUGGAUUUAAUUCAGAAGAAAAGAAACAGAAAAUUCAGGAUAUACGGAAAAAUGUUAAAGAUGCCAUUGUGACCAUAGUUUCAGCAAUGAGCACUUUAAUACCUCCGGUUCCGUUGGCCAAUCCAGAAAAUCAAUUUCGACUUGACUACAUCAAGAGUAUAGCCCCACUGUCUGACUUUGAUUAUACGCAGGAGUUUUUUGAACAUGCACAAAAGCUAUGGGAUGAUGACGGUGUGAAGGCAUGCUUUGAGAGGUCUAAUGAAUAUCAGCUUAUUGACUGCGCACAAUACUUUUUAGAGAGAAUCGACCAUGUUAGACAAAACGACUACACACCAACAGAUCAGGACUUAUUAAGAUGCAGAGUUUUGACAUCAGGGAUUUUUGAAACAAGAUUUCAAGUAGAUAAAGUAAAUUUCCACAUGUUUGAUGUAGGAGGGCAAAGAGAUGAGAGAAGAAAGUGGAUUCAAUGUUUUAAUGAUGUCACAGCUAUAAUUUUUGUAGUUGCUAGUAGCAGUUACAACAUGGUUAUACGGGAAGACAAUAACACAAAUAGACUACGAGAAGCACUGGACCUGUUUAAGAGCAUCUGGAAUAACAGGUGGUUAAGAACUAUUUCUGUCAUCUUGUUUCUUAACAAGCAGGACAUGUUGGCUGAAAAAGUCUUGGCAGGAAAAUCCAAAAUAGAAGAUUAUUUCCCAGAAUAUGUGCGCUACACUAUACCGGAUGAUGCGAUACCGGAUGCAGGAGAGGAUCCAAAAGUGACAAGAGCCAAGUUCUUCAUUCGCGAUGAGUUUUUAAGGAUAAGUACGGCAAGUGGUGAUGGAAGACAUUACUGCUACCCUCAUUUUACCUGUGCUGUGGACACUGAGAACAUUCGCAGAGUUUUCAAUGACUGUCGAGACAUCAUCCAGAGAAUGCACCUCCGCCAAUAUGAACUCUUGUAAUCUUUAUCACCGUGGAGCCUGUGGUUUUAAAUUCUUUGCUACUUUUACUGUCUCUUUGCUCUGUAUUGCUCCACACAGGGUGGAAAUCCCUCCAGUGCACAUUUUUAUUUCCUUUUGUUGAUUUUAUUUUUAGAUUUUUUUUUUUUUUUUUAAAUUUCCUCCCACACAAACCCCCUAUUGAGAGAGGACAUCUUGUGUCCUGAGAUUAUUCCUUACACAUGCCACUUUGUACCAUUCCACUAGGUCAGUGCUGCUCAACAUGUGGCUCAGAAUAGCCUUUUGCAAAUCCCUAGCAGUGUUCGCUUAGUAAGCCAAUUUUUGUAAACUCGCAUUUCCCUUUCACAUGCUGUACCCCCUCUUAGCUGAAGGCUUUUGCUUCUUGCCAUCUGACAGACAUGCUGCAUGCCUAUUCCUGCUAGCACGCAGCUCUCUCUUCCUGUGUCAGGGAUUGCAGACCGAUAAAAAUGGUGAGCAGAGUUGGUGUAAACACUCCUUAAAGCCCCCACAGGCGGCAUUACCUGCUCAUGUGAUGGACAGCAGUUAAAGGGGAACCAUCCUGAAAAUGAAGAUUCAAGUUUAUCUUCACUAUCCCUCUCUCAGCAUCUGUUUCUCUUCAUUCUGUCUUCAUGCAGGAGUUGGGUGUCGAUGAAUGAUCCAAUAUAUCUUCUAGGGGGGCUCCAGUACAAACAAAAUCUAACAAAAUAACUGCCUUUUGCACAAAUCCUGCAUGUAGAAAGACAUGAUAUCUGGUGAUUUUAAUAGAGUGAGCUUGAAUACAUCUUUUAAGCAAAAGGAGCCCCUCCUAUCAGAUACAUUGAAUCUAACUGUCAAUGAUUAUCUGACACCCAACUCAUGCAUGAAGAGGAACAGGUGCUGAGAGGUAUAGUGAAGAUAAACUUGAAGAUUUCAGAAACAGUACGAAAUUUUUAAUUGAUUGUAUUUAGAAAGUUUCUUAUUUCAGUACAAUGAAGCCUUCAUUUUAAGGCUAGUUCCCCUUUAAAAAUGAGGCUGAGAUAACGGAACACUAGUUGCUACGGAGCACUUUUUAUUCUUUUUUUUUUUUUGCAAAUGUUGGAAUGAUUUUAUGUUCCUCUUGAAUUUGAAGGUGACAAAAGACCACUUCCAGCACAAGGGGUGUCAAGCUCUCAGUCCAAAGCUUCCACAACGGUGGAAGGUGAAGGAGUUUUUAGUUUAGCCCUGGGGGUUUGCCAUCCCUAAAGAGGCUAUUCUUCAACCAUGCAGUGACACGAGAGGCAAUAUAAUAUCUUUAUUUUCUUCUUCUAAAAUAUCACAGUUUGCACCUUUAUACACAAGCUUUAGCGUCCCUCAUAACAAAAGUGCAGGGGGUGAGGUUUGCUAACAAGCCAUUGAACUACAUAGGAACGUCCUCUGUGUGGUUUACUCUAACACAUAAACUAUGAGAAGCACUGGCUUCAACUCCUAGCUGCCAAAGCUGAAUGCAUGGAAGGACCCUCUAGCAGUGAAACAGUUAACAUGUUCCUAUUAGGAAGGGGGGGCUGUAUAAACUCCCCGGAGAUAAGGAAAAAUGAGGUGGCUCUGGGCUACCUCUGUUAUAUUGAUUCUUUUGUUGGGCAGUGGUCCCUUGUAACAUGUAUCAUCCGUUAGAUGGCCAUAUGCUUAGACCUAUCUCUGUGUGGUUUUAUAUCUAGAAUUUUUAUUAGAGUAUUUUUCUUUCAAUGACACUGAAGAGUACUUGAUGGAGGGAAAACAUGAAUAAUGCACUUUGUAUCAGGUUCAUUACAAAAACAUUACAAAAAACAAACCAUACUGUUGAGGAACUAUACACACAAUGUAGCAGCAACAGAAUAUUUAUUUAUGUCACAGUUUUUUUUUUUAGCAUUGUGGAGUUGCGGGUCAGCUGGUGCAGUGACCUGAGCUCUAACGCCUAAAGCUGUAAAAGACCAGGCCCGUGAAUCAUUGCAGAGCAAUUGGGGGCCUGGGCCUUUUCCGAGACCAUUUUUGAAGAUGAAGACAUGGAACAGUACGUAGAUUAGAUAAUGAAGGGGAAGAGUAAAGAUAAGCAAUUUUUUUUUUUUUAACCUUUAUUUUUAUGGUGUUUUGUGGCUAAAUGUUUCUGCACACCUCAGGCAUUCAAACUGCAGCUGCUUUCAGCCUCUCACAACAAGGCAGAAAAAGAGAAAAAAAAAAUAAUCACCCUCACUGAUAUUAUACGUUUGUCCACAAAUGAUCUGUUUAGCCUUAGAUCAUUACUGGGCGUUAGUCCUCUAUAUUGGUUUUAUUUUUCCUGUUUCCCCCCCCCCUUUUGAUUUUAUCUGCUGGUUUAUUAUAAUGUACAGAUGUAAAAUGUAAUAUUAUUUUGUACAACUUUAUUGAAAAAAAAAAACAUAAUACUUGUAGAAGAUCUUUGUGCCUUGAUUAUGGCUGUACCUGUAAAAUGAGCUAAGAUGUAAGUAUGUUUUUUGAUUGCGCUGUACAGCUUGAUGUCAAACUUACCUGCAGCUGUGACUGCGGCUAAGACCUAUCUGUAGAAUUUAGGUUUUUUUUUUUCUGGUUUAUAUAAAAGAAGGAAAUGCUCUUUAGUACAAAAAAGACAAAAACAAACAAAAAAAAAAUAUAUAUAUAUAUACAUUAUGCAAAUUAACCACUUACCUUUAUAAAUAAGGUCCUAGAAGCGGUGAUGUCCAACUGGCGGCCCCUCCAGUAAUAUUCAACUGUCAGAAGGGCCACAGGGGGACCCAUUCUGCUGUACGGGGACCACUUGUUGCAGCAAACAUGCCUUUUUCCCCUCUAUUUUUAUGUGAAGGAGCAGAGAGUCUCAGCUUUAAACACAUUGGAAUUCAUUUUUAUGUCACAUUUGUUGCAACCUAGUGGUGUAUUAGUGGGAACAGAGUUUUUUUUUUUUUUUUUUUUAAACAAUUUUAGUUCUAGAAACCUUCAGAAAAUUCCUUGACCCCCCCCUUCUCCCGUCACAAUACCGAGUGGAGAGUAUCGGGAACGUCCCUCCAACAGAACGGAAACUUCCAGCGCCAUUAGUUAAGGCUCGUCUCCUUUUGUAACAGCAGCUGCUUUUAUUGUGCACAGCCAGUAGCACGACUUGGAAAGGACAAGGUGUAGCCCGAUCAAUUAUACGAUGACCUUUUUCAUUUCUCUUUUAAUAAAGAGACACAUUAGAAAGCUGGUUGAUUUUUAAAUAUUCUAGAUUAUGUGUGAAUAUUUUCUCAAACUUGAAUAAUUUAUGCAAAUGUUCUCUAAAGAAGUUGUGGUACAAUACUAUAUAAAUAUA
Messenger RNA from Xenopus laevis (African clawed frog), 5182 nucleotides. RefSeq names its product G protein subunit alpha L L homeolog (gene gnal.L). Gene Ontology annotation, cellular component: cytoplasm; heterotrimeric G-protein complex; plasma membrane. Gene Ontology annotation, molecular function: G protein-coupled receptor binding; guanyl nucleotide binding; GTPase activity. Lineage: Eukaryota; Metazoa; Chordata; Amphibia; Anura; Pipidae. Bases 406 to 1917 code for a protein of 503 amino acids. Gene Ontology annotation, biological process: adenylate cyclase-activating dopamine receptor signaling pathway; G protein-coupled receptor signaling pathway; adenylate cyclase-modulating G protein-coupled receptor signaling pathway. The record is from RefSeq and is a predicted model, not a curated record. The transcript is spliced from 12 exons.